AUGAAUAAAAACCUUGAAACUAAGGAAAAUAGAAAACGCAGAAUAAAGGCAGAAAUAAGAAAGGACAGGCCAAAUAUCAUCUGUUGCAUUAAGAAUGAGAAGAUAGCAACCAGUGUGGAUGGCUAUGGAGUCCCUAUCCGCGAGAGAACCCUCCUUUCUGGAGUCGAACUCGAAAAAAAAAUACGGCCGAAGACACCUGUGUAUGUUCUGAAGAGGCACCUGACAAUCAGCAAGAUUACUCUGCCUGUUCUUGAUGUGCUGGACACGCGCAAUACCUUCCUCUGGGUCGAGUUCUUUAGGAGCCAGAUCGUUGCACAGCGGUGGUCUGAGAAGGAAGCCAAGGUCUUUUUUAAGUAUUCUAUUGCAAAGGACAUCCUUGAGACAGUAGUGGGGAACCCAAUGGAGCAGACUCUCAGGGACUCUGUGCGAAAGAUAUACGAUGUAGUGUACACUCCAGCCAGGGUUGCGCGGCUAAAGAAGAGAAUUGAGACGAUCCAGUCUGGCGAGUUUGUUUCUCUAGAGGAGUACAAUGCAGAGCUUGGUCUGCUGCUUAGGUCAUACUCAGUGCGGGUUAUGCUGUCGCCUUCUGAAAUGGAGGAAAUGCAUCAAAUGUAUUUCUGGCAGGGGCUCUCAGAUUAUAUCAAGAGGCAUCUAAAUGAGAGGAUUGACCAAACAACUCCCAUUGACGAAAUCAUUCGAUUAGUAGUUUUAUACAAGCAGAAGUUGGCUAGGCAGUACAACCUUACAAAUAAGUUUACAGGGGUCAUUUUCGCAGGGGAUAGCCCAGUCAUAAGCUUCUCUGCAGAUGAGGGCGUGCAGACCAUGAGCGUGCGGGAAAGCCCAAGGGAAGUUGAGCUUAUUGACUGCUCGCGCAAUGCAAGGACCUCUUCUCGGCCUCCAAUGCCUUCCAUAAGCGAGCGCCCAGUGUUAAAGCUGCCUAUGCUUAGGAAGAUCCCUGAAGGGCUCAUUAUAAAGAAUGACCUUCCUGGAACGCUUAAUAGAAUCGUGGAGAAGUACAGCCACAAGAAGAGAGAGCGAAUCUUUAGAAGGCCAGAUCCUGAGGAAGUAUUUAUUGUCUACUGCGGAUGCAUUCGAAAGUGGACAGCAGGAAUUCUUAUGCAAAACAACAAGGUUGUUUCUGUCAUGAAAACACUGCUAGUAGGCGAGCAGCUGAAAUACACCGAGACAGAGAAGUGCAUUCUUGCCAUAAACAAGUGCCGCAGGGUUUUCAAGAAAAUUACAGGAGACGCUAUUAUUAUUUUUACGAACGACAAGUACGAGUCAUUUAUCUAUACAACUGAGAACGAUCUUAGCUUCGUUAACGGAGUACAGAUCCCAGAAUAG
Nematocida ausubeli is the source of this 1344-nucleotide messenger RNA. RefSeq lists its product as uncharacterized. The record is from RefSeq and is a predicted model, not a curated record. Bases 1 to 1344 code for a protein of 447 amino acids. The transcript has a single exon. NCBI's taxonomy places the organism in Eukaryota, Fungi, Microsporidia.